ACGAAACUUACUGAUGAUAAAAUAUGUAAACAACUUGCGUUGCACAUUAUUUCUAGAAUUAUUUUUCGUGUGUUAGCUGUAUUAUUACGUAAUAAUCUUAUAAAUAAGAACCACUCAAUUAAGAAAGUAUACGUCUGAAAAUCAUAGUUGCUGAAGUAAAGAUGAAUUUCGCUGGAAAAGUAGUAAUUGUAACCGGCGCGAGUUCCGGUAUUGGGGCGGCGACUGCGGUCUAUCUAUCCAAACUUGGUGCCAAGUUAUCUCUGAUCGGAAGAAACGCUGAUAAUCUUCAGAAAGUGAGCAAAGACUGCGAGAAAUCUGCACCAACUUUCACGGUACAAGCUGAUUUGACUAAAGAGAGCGACAUCGAAAAGAUCGUGAAGAACACCAUCGACCACUACGGUCAGUUGGAUGUGCUGGUGAAUAACGCUGGGAUCAUAGAGACAGGUACUAUCGAGAACACUUCGUUAGCUCAAUACGACCGGCUGAUGAACACUAAUGUUCGUUCAAUUUACUAUUUGAGCAUGUUGGCUGUCCCACAUCUGAUCAAAACCAAGGGCAACAUCGUGAACGUAUCGAGCGUGAAUGGAAUUCGGUCUUUUCCGGGAGUGCUCGCGUAUAACGUGUCCAAGGCGUCUGUGGACCAGUUCACCAGGUGUGUGGCCUUAGAACUGGCAUCUAAAGGGGUGAGGGUGAACUGUGUAAAUCCAGGCGUGAUCUUGACUGAGUUGCAAAAACGCGGCGGCCUGUCCGAAGAACAGUACAAAGCAUUCUUGGAGAGAAGCAAGGAGACUCAUGCCUUGGGACGUCCUGGCAAGCCAGAGGAGGUAGCUGCUACGAUUGCUUUCCUUGCCAGUGAGCUGGCAAGUAACAUCACCGGUGCAAGUCUGCCUGUUGACGGUGGCCGUCAUGCUAUGUGCCCACGCUAAAUAAUAUGCCAUUGUAUUCAAUAUUUUAAAGUGCCUUAACAAUAUUUUAAUGUAUAGUGUUUAAGUGCAAUAUUUUAUUGUUUAUAUCAUGAAUGUUGUUAUUAUUGCAUUUAUAAAAGUGUUCAUAUUUUGUUAAUAAAUUGUUUUAUUAUUAAAAUAGUUUCAUCAUUUCAGCCAAAUGCCUCCACAAGGAUUAUUUUAAUAAUUGUUGCAAUAUUGUGUGUAAUGGGAAAAGAAUCAUCAUUUAUUUUUGAAUAUUUAGUUUUAUGUGUGUAACAACUAUAAAACCAAAAUAUGAUCAAAAUAGAUAAAGGAAGACAAUUUCAUAUUUGUUGAUUGGUCCAAUAAUCUGACUUGCAAGAUAACUUCAUAUCCUGUACAUUAUUAUUCUGUGUUUAUUAAAUUAAAUUUUUAAAUUCACAUGUUAUAAUAAAAAAUAGAGUAGGUACUUAUUUUUUUAUUAAAUUAAUAUUUCUAAAUUCAGUCCUUAUCCUAAUUCUUAACAAUAAUUAUCACAUUUAUCUAAAACAAAUUCUAAGGCCUGCUAACAAAUCAUCAAAGCCUAUGUCUAAAAUCUUGUUUCCAUUAUCUAAAAGAAUAGGAUAACAAGCUGAAAUUCCUAUUAAGAUUUUCCAACAUGAAUUUUAUCUUGCUGUGUAACCACUUUUAUUGAUGAGAGAAACAAGGGAGUUUAAAAAUAAUAGUUUCAUGAUUAAAAUUAUGAUUUCAACACCAAAAGACAUAGUAAACUUGACUUGCACAGAGUUAUUUGGGACAGUUGCUUAAUAUUACUCUUAAAUUAUAAACUGGCUUGAGAUACUGGAAUUGUUAAUUGUACUUAUAAAUUAAGUGCUUUAAUCGAAACAAAACUGUCA
Molecule: messenger RNA, 1801 nt
Organism: Ostrinia furnacalis (Asian corn borer)
Lineage: Eukaryota; Metazoa; Arthropoda; Insecta; Lepidoptera; Crambidae
Product: 3-oxoacyl-[acyl-carrier-protein] reductase FabG
Exons: 1
Coding region: 162-926 (254 amino acids)
Molecular function (GO): oxidoreductase activity
Source: RefSeq, a predicted model, not a curated record